GCUGAAAGAUGCUUGCUUCGGGAACAAUACCUACGGCAAUAAAUGUCGAGCGCCGUGAUCAUUCAUUGCCAUUCACUUUCUAUGUACGGUGGUGUCGGUUCGAUCUAGCCUAGGGUGACAUCGCGCGAGGAUUCGAUAUUGUACGUGAUCGCACGAUACGCGUUGUAAACGGUUUCUGUAACAGAGCAGCGCGGUUUUACCGUUAGGAUGUGGAGUUUUGUGCUCGUGUAUGGUUUGAGUGCCCUUGUUUUGCUCUUCGUCUACUACCGAUGGACACGGCGGAAGGCGAUAGCUGCCCUGGCGAAAAUGAAUGGACCACCGAAGCUGCCUCUGCUGGGACAUCUUUAUUUGGUGAAGUACACGUCGCAAGAGAAACUUUUUCAUUUUCUCAUCAAGAUUGGUAACACCUACCCCUCACCAUUGGGCAUCCAACUGGGACCCAUCGACUUAGUUAUAAUUUAUCGACCCGAUCACCUUCAAGCGGUCCUAGCUUCACCACAUUGCAUAAGCCGGCCAUUUUGGUACGAUUUCUUCCGGGUCAGCCGGGGAAUUUUCUCUUCGCCAGCUCACAUCUGGAAAGGUCAACGAAAGGUGCUGAACCAUUCCUUUGGACCGGGUAUCCUGAACAGUUUCGUGUCGAUAUUCAAUGAAAAGAGUGCCAUUCUCACCAAGAUGAUGGGCGCUCAUGUCGGACGAGGAGAACGUGAUUUUGGUCGAGAAAUGGGCAAAGCUGCUCUGGAUACAAUUUAUUCAACGGCUUUUGGACUCAACUUUGGUUUGCAAGAAGCUCCUGAGGGAGACAAAUAUCUUGAGGUGCAGGAGGAGUUCAUAGACUUGGUAUUAAAACGGAUUUUUUGCGCCAUAAAUUACAGUGAAAGGAUCUACCGACUGACAAAAGAGUACAAAAGAGAACAGGAACUGUUAAGCUAUGUACGAUUGUUAACUAAUAGAAUUAUGCGUGCUAAGAACGCUGAUGAAAUACUCUCGGGAGCGAUUGGAUUACCAUCAGUUAAGGCUGAAGAAACAGACGGUAAAAAGCCACAAAUAUUCUUAGAUAAACUUCUCGAACUUGCCGUGGAGAACAAGCAGCAACUUUCCAAGGAUGACAUUCCAGAACAUUUAGACACAAUCAUUUUUGCCGGCAACGAUACAACCGCCACUACCAUGAGCAACCUGCUGUUGAUGUUGGCUAUGCAUCCGGACGUUCAGGAACGAGUUUAUCAAGAAGUGAUGGAAGCUUGUCCGGACAUUGACCAGUCUGUAUCCAUGGAGGAUACGGCAAAACUCACCUAUACGGAAUUGGUAUGCAAGGAAACGAUGAGGCUGUUUCCAGUGGGCCCACUCAUUGGACGAAUUGCUGAAGCAGACAUCAAACUGGACGAUGAACACAUGAUUCCAGCAGGCACUCAAGUCGGCUGUGCCAUCUAUAUGGUUCAUAAGGAUCGCAGCAUAUGGGGUCAAAAUGCGGAUGAAUUCGACCCGGACCGUUUUUUGCCGGAGAACAUCGAAAAGAUUCAUCCUUAUGCGUAUUUACCGUUCAGUGGUGGAAUUCGGAAUUGCAUCGGUAUACGGUACGCGUGGGUUUCUAUGAAAAUCAUGAUUGUUCACAUACUGAGGAAGUAUCGCCUGAAGACGUCACUCACGAUGGACCAAAUUACGCUUCACUAUUGUAUACUACUUAAAAUAGCGAACGGUUGUUGGAUUAGUGUAGAGGAAAGAAAUAAAUAGU
Molecule: messenger RNA, 1729 nt
Organism: Aedes albopictus (Asian tiger mosquito)
Lineage: Eukaryota; Metazoa; Arthropoda; Insecta; Diptera; Culicidae
Product: cytochrome P450 4C1
Exons: 5
Coding region: 208-1728 (506 amino acids)
Molecular function (GO): monooxygenase activity; iron ion binding; heme binding
Source: RefSeq, a predicted model, not a curated record